AUGUCGGCGAAAAAGAGCCAGUCGCCGGCACAGGAUUCGCUUGCCAGUCCCUCACCGCCGGUGGUCACAUUCCUCCGGCUGGGCCAAAAGAAUCACUCGCAGUGGAAUGCCCUGGGCUCUGCCUCUUUUGUCCUCAUUUCGGGCGGCAUGAGUCUGGCCUGGGGCGCAGGAUUUGCGGUGCAUUCCGCCCAUCGGGAUCAACUCCUGCUCACGGUGCAUAUGCAGGUGGCCUGGUAUGCCACCGCCACCCUGGGAGCCAUUUUCGGGGCCUUUUACACCCACCGACUGCCCCAGCAGCCGAUAUAUAUCCUUGGCUCCUGUCUGGUGAUAGCCUCUGGCAUACUGUUCCUGGCCUGGCCAGAGAGCUCUUGCGCGGUGAUCGCUGCCCGGUAUCUGGAUGGACUGGCCAAUGGGCUCGUCUUUGUGCCCGCCCUGAGCACCGUGGGUGAGAUUGCGGUGAAUGGCAUCCGGGGACUCCUGGCCUCCACGGUGGAGCAACUGGCCACCAACACGGGCAUCCUGAUGCAGUUGAUCUACACGGCAGUGUGGCGAACGGAGUGGAACGUGGCCAUUGUGGCCGAUCAGGUGCACGGAGUGCUCUCCAUUAUCUACGGCGUGAUAGCCCUCGCCUUGGCCCUGACCCUGUGUGUGGAGUCGCCGGUGCACCUGUUGAUGCGAUCCAAUGAGCAGCGAGCGGUGGUCUCGCUGAGGCACCUGCAGCGGCCCUACAUGGUGACCAGCGAGACCCUGCUGCGGCUGGACGAGCACAAGUUGUAUGUGGCCGCCAGUCGUGAGAUGUGCUGGUGGCUGAGUCUGCAGAAGGGACUGCCACCUUUGCUCAAGAUCCUGGCCCACAGGCUGCUGGGCUCCCUGUGCCUGAACCUGGUCAUCUGGAGUGCUCUCUUUGAGACGGCCAGCCAGCUGGUGAGCAGCUUCCAGGCCUGGCCCUAUGUGGUCUUCGGGGUGCUGCGGUGGUGCGGAUGCUUCUGCGUGGUGCUCCUGAUGGACACCACCGGGCGCAAGAAGCCCACUCUCUUUGGCACCUUCUCCACCGGCUCCUUUGCCUUUGCGUUUGCCAAUCUUUUUGGACGCACUCCGCACAUGAUUGCCGCUCUGGUGGUGCUCCUGAGCCUGCAGUUCUUUGCGGGAUUGGGUCAGUGUGCCUCGGCGGUGUACCUCACGGAGGGAUUUCCCUUGGCCGUAAAGCCACACCUGGUGGCUGUGGUCUAUGUGAUGGAACUGAUUACGCGACUGCUGCUCUGCAGUUUUGCUCCCUCUCUUGAUUGGAUCGCAGCCUACUUCCAGGUGCUCGGUGGCCUGUCCAUGGUGUUCUUUCUCCUGGGAAUCUUCUGCCUGCCGGAGACGAGGCUCGUCACUCUGGCGGAGGCACAGCAGAAGUUUACCAAGUGGUUCAACAAGGACUUCUAAGCGUUCAAUAAAUAAAUAUGACAGCAAACU
This is a messenger RNA of Drosophila serrata, 1458 nucleotides long. RefSeq lists its product as uncharacterized. Gene Ontology annotation, biological process: transmembrane transport. Lineage: Eukaryota; Metazoa; Arthropoda; Insecta; Diptera; Drosophilidae. Gene Ontology annotation, molecular function: transmembrane transporter activity. The record is from RefSeq and is a predicted model, not a curated record. Gene Ontology annotation, cellular component: membrane.